Cylicocyclus nassatus is the source of this 1982-nucleotide messenger RNA. The record is from the annotation of a GenBank genome assembly. Lineage: Eukaryota; Metazoa; Nematoda; Chromadorea; Rhabditida; Strongylidae.
GGUUUUUGGCGUUGGAGCGACCGUCAGAAGGACACAGUUUGUAAACUUAGCAGGCUCAAUAAAGUUGUAAAGAAAACGGACUCUUGCAUCAACCUGUUGAGGAUUCGUGGAGCUUGGGGGCUAUUUUGAGGGUUGGAAACUCAAAUUUUUAUUGGAUCACGGAUUGCUUUUUACAAAUGCAUUUUACGGAUAGGGUAGGUCAGCUUCGCUUUUCCGUUCUUCAAGCAGCUGUCAGCUCAAAUCAAUCUGUGGAGAUGCGCACGACUUGCCAGUGCGAUCGGCUCACCUGCCGCCUUGUUUCUCAGUUUGGUGAAGUUUCAAAGCUUCUGAGGCCAGUUAUGUUGAAUAUGGCGAUGACAUUGACAGCCUGGAUCUAUGUAUACAAAAUGAAAACCGAUGAUCGGCUUUCAGCAAUGUUUCUUAUGAGUGGAAAUAGCACCACUGGUAACAAGUAUCACGACGGAAUUAUCAACGCCUUUAGUGCAAUGAUUGUGUUGGCGGUUGUGUCUUUUUCCAUGUUGCUCUUAGCUUUGUGGGAUUGCCGACGCAUUGUGCAGCUCUGGCUGCACAUGUCCUGCUUACUUAUUCUAUUUGCAGUAUCAGGCGGUUUCUUUUAUGAUUUGCUGAAGAGCCUUCGUAUGGAUGAGGAAAAGAUAAUAUACGAAUGGUUACCUGGACUUGUGACAGCUUAUGGAGGUUUCGGAUGUAUAGCUUUCUUCUAUCAUGGCGCUCCUCUUCUACUUCAUCAAUUCUUCGUUUUGUCUAACUGUAGUCUUGUUUCGCUCUUUUAUCUUCGUUCCUUUCCCGGUUACACGGCAUGGUUUGUGCUUUGGUGUGUGGCUCUUUGGGAUAUCUUUGCUGUUCUCGCCCCAAUCGGACCACUGCGUAAAGUUCAAGAAAAAGCGGGUGACUAUAGCCACGAUGUUCUUCGAUUCCUAAUGUUCACCGCUGAUGCGAAACAGUCGCCUGAAAUCGAAGGAGAACCUGCGGCUCGCGAAGAAGAUUCCUCCUCAUCAUCGGAAGAAGAUGAUGAAGCUGCCGCAGUUCCUGCUGUCGAGAAUCAGCCUCCAUCUGACACAUCUUCGUUCACGCUCACCACCGAGGAUAGCGAGGAAGAUUCUGAGCCUGAGCCAGAGGAGCAGAAGCCAUUGCUCAGGAGGCGAGUGCGGCAAGCUGCAGGUGCUGAUCGAGUAGAAGACCUCGAAGAAAUGGCAAGAGAGAACAAGAGAACCACACACAAGAAUAUUGUUGAGAAAAGAUUGAAGAAAGACAAGAAUAGUGAUCUCAGCUCAGAUGACGAAGUUUCUGUUGAGAUGGAACAAGAAACACAUGAAGUGCCUGUCGCAGUUCAAAAUGAUAGUGGAGAUCUAUGGGAUCAAAAAUAUCAUAUUGAUGACAAAGAAGCUUUGAGUAUGGUAAUUCUUGAAAGUUCUUCGUCGUCACCAUCUGGAAGCAGUUAUGAAACUUCUACUUCUUCACUCGAAGACGGAGAAGACGCUGAUGAGGCUUCUGUAACAGCUGCCGAUGCCCUGAAUGAUGCCAAUUCUCUACGCCUUGGAAUGGGAGAUUUUGUGUUCUACAGCGUCCUUGUUGGCCAAGCUGCUACGACAGAAAACAUUGGAGCAACGAUUGCUGCCGCAUUGGGUGUAGUUUAUGGCUUGCUAGUAACGCUCACAUACUUCAGCAAUGGUGAUGAAACCACGCCGGCCCUUCCGAUAUCCAUAGUACUUGGCACUGUAUUCCAUUUUGGCUACUUGUUAUUCGAGCCAUACUUCAUGCAUUUCAUGGACGUCGUUCUCCAAUUCCUAUUAGACGAGUUUUCCUAAAGAGUCCCGUUGCCCGCAUUGAGUGUUGUUCCUUUUCUGUGAAGUAAUAUGCGUUUCUUCGGUCACUGCUACGUCUAUACUGGUUCUAGGUUGCCGUCAGUGACCUUAGUUUUGUUUGUAAGCGAUCUGCUUUCUGAUAAAUUUUUUCGAGUUGCC